Molecule: messenger RNA, 441 nt
Organism: Funneliformis mosseae
Lineage: Eukaryota; Fungi; Glomeromycota; Glomeromycetes; Glomerales; Glomeraceae
Source: the annotation of a GenBank genome assembly
AUGCUAUUGAUAAUUAUUGGAAUCGUAUCGACGCUACAAAUGAUAAUAGGAUUCUGCUAUGAUGUAAAAGAUGUAACUUCCUCCCCAACAGCCAUAAAGGAUUCCAAAGAAAAAAGUGAAUACAAGCAACCAACGUAUUGGCAACAACGUCGUAUAGCUUUUCAGGACAUGAUUGAUAACCUUUACAUAAAUUACAUGGAAAAAUUGGUCAAUAUACAACAAGAACAAGCAAAAUAUUGGCCAACGAUGGAUAAUUAUUAUAUUUAUCCUCAAUCACGUUAUAAUUAUGAUGAUUACGAAGGGGAAGGACAAGAGAUAAUGGAAGAUAAUGGUGAAACUAGUUCCGAUGGUAGUGGUUUGGAACAUGGUGAUGCUGGUAACAGUAAUCAUCUUUAUACUCCUCCUAUCAAAAUUACUGAAGACACUUCCAUGUCCUAUUAA